Messenger RNA from Perca fluviatilis (European perch), 2321 nucleotides. RefSeq names its product abhydrolase domain containing 13 (gene abhd13). The coding region runs from base 485 to 1540 and encodes 351 amino acids. The record is from RefSeq and is a predicted model, not a curated record. The transcript has 2 exons. Gene Ontology annotation, cellular component: membrane. NCBI's taxonomy places the organism in Eukaryota, Metazoa, Chordata, Actinopteri, Perciformes, Percidae. Gene Ontology annotation, molecular function: palmitoyl-(protein) hydrolase activity.
UGCUAACCUUUGAAGAGGUGGCUAAAUUAGAAGACUGAUAGCACUAGCAGCUAUCGGAGCAAAGCAUAGCUUGAUAUAUAGCAUGCUUGUUACGGAGAUAAGUCGCAGCUAAGCUAGCUAAUUUGUAUAGGGUCUAGUUUGGUUUUAUGGUCAGUCACUUCAGAGCUUGGCAAAUCGCCGUCUCGAUAACCGCUUGUUUCGACAGUUCAGAAAUGGAUUGCAAUGCUAAGUGUCUUAACUGUCAGAGCUCGCAGCUAACUGUGCUUUACACCAGGCUGGCAGGAGCUGUCACCAUCUCUUCCUUGUGGGUGGGGUCAAGACAUGUUUCAGUCUUGUAAUAUUUAUAAAUGUAUCCUCAGUUUGUACCCAGCAACAUUAACGUUCAUUUAACGCAACGGUCUUCAACGUUUUUAAGCCAAGGACCCCUUAACUGAAAGAGAGACAGAGCAGAGUGUGUGUCCUGUGACUCAGCUCUUGUGUAGCCAUGGAGAAGCCCUGGAGGUUGUGGGGGGCAGUGGAGCGUUGUACCCUGACUCUGGCCUCCUGGUCUUGGGGUGCAUGCCGAGUCUCCCUUUUGGCUCUCAUCCUCACCUUCCACCUGUAUGGCGGAUUCUUCCUCCUAGCUCUUAUCCUAGCCUCUGUGGCAGGCAUCCUCUACAAAUUUCAGGAUGUGCUCCUCUACUUCCCUGACCAGCCCUCCUCCUCUCGCCUUUAUGUUCCCAUGCCAACAGGAAUCCCUCAUGAAAAUGUGAACAUUCGCACCAAGGACGGUGUAAAGCUUAACCUCAUCCUGCUUCGCUACACAGGAGGCGACACACCUCCUGGAGUCACCCCUAGCAAUCAAAGCAGCCCCACUUCCUCUGCUCCACCUACAAUCCUAUAUUUCCAUGGUAAUGCAGGUAAUAUUGGUCACAGGGUGCCAAACGCCCUGCUCAUGCUGGUCAAUCUAAAAACCAACGUGGUGCUGGUGGACUACCGUGGCUAUGGAAAAAGUGAGGGUGAGCCCAGUGAGGAUGGGCUGUACCUGGAUGCAGAAGCCACGCUGGACUAUGUCAUGACCCGUCCUGAUCUGGACAAGACAAAGGUGGUACUAUUUGGCCGCUCACUGGGGGGUGCUGUGGCUGUGCGCUUAGCAUCAGUCAACCCUCACCGUGUAGCAGCCAUUAUUGUUGAAAACACCUUCCUCAGCAUCCCCCACAUGGCAGCGACACUCUUCUCCUUCUUGCCAAUGCGCCUGCUGCCUUUGUGGUGCUAUAGGAAUCAGUUCCUGUCCUAUCGACAGGUGGCGCUGUGCCGCAUGCCCUCGCUGUUUGUGUCUGGUCUGUCGGACCAGCUCAUCCCACCUGUCAUGAUGAAACAACUGUAUGAGCUGUCUCCUGCGCGGACUAAACGCCUGGCUAUCUUUCCAGAGGGCACACACAAUGACACAUGGCAGUGUCAAGGCUACUUUGCGGCUUUGGAGCAGUUUAUAAAAGACCUGCUGAAGAGCCACGCCCAUGAGGAGAGUGCCCAGCCCUCAUCUAGUGUCACCAUUAUCUGAAAUAAAAAGUCAUGGACUGAUUGUUGACUACAGGUUGUGGGCUGGAGGAAGUGAAGGCUGUCAUGGGAAACUGAUUGGAUGGACUUAAUUGAUUUUUUUUUUUUUUUUUUUUUUUAGAAAGAAUGUAAAAAAAAUAUAUAUAUAUAAAAAUGUUUUUCUCUGGGUUUCUAUUUUAUUUAACUCUUUCUACCUUUCUGUAAAUGUAACAUUUGUUCAAAUGAUUUGACUAUUUCAUGGUUUGAAGAGCGAGUAACAAUGCCCUUCUUUUGUUUUAGAGCUAUGAAUGCAUGUAUUUAUGACCUUAAAUGACUGAAGCCAAGAUCAUACAUGCCCACGCUGCAAUCACAAAAUAUUUACUGUAAUGGGUCAUUGGGUCUACAGAAAUUAAUUUAAAUCACUGAAACAAUUGCUCAUCACAUACUGACCAUAUGAGGACCUACAAUAUUACAGUGAAAACUGAUUACUACUGGAAUUCAAAUUAAACUUCUUCUGAUAUAGAAAAUGAGACACUGAUAAUAUCUAGGCCUAUACUGUAUAUAUCUUUGCUAAUACAUAUCAUUGCACUUUCUUUUGUUCAGAUUUACCCAAGUGUUGAGUUAUGUAUGCUAACCUCUUCUGAGCAAUACUUUGAGGAGAACAAGGAUGUGUUUUUUUCCUCUCCCUUUUUGGUGAGGAACAUGGUGAGUCCUUGCAGCAGCAUGACAUGACAUGAUUUUAAUAUUUAUAUAUACCCUUAAAAAUUGUGUCUGGCACAUAGCAUUAAACACUUGUCGAAUAAUUA